CUCAACAGUUAUCUACUGCGAAGAAUUCAAGACAGACAAGUUCAAUCCUAUCUAGACAUUCAAAACACUUUGAAAUAGUUUAACUUUUUUCUUCAAAACGGUUUCAAUUCUCACGUUUUCUGUGUUGAGUUUUUGUGAUAGAACAGUAAUUCUCGAUUUAUUUUCUAAUAAAUCAUAUAAUUUUUUAAUAAUUCAAAAAAUAUUUAUAUGAGUUUUGACCAGUUUAUUUUUUUAUUGCUGAGCUGCGAAAUCGAAAAAUGACUACCAAUUGUCAAGGUUUAUGGAAGAUGGACAUUGAUGAAGAGCAUCAAUUUUCAAAUUUUAUACCACAAGUCAAACAUGAUUUAUAUUCUGCAGGAUGGAAUCAUUCACUGAAUGUGUCAUCGCAGGAAUCUUCGAAUUUAUCGACGAGAAACUUUUACCAACGCAAAAAACAGGUUUACAGGGGAGAUUUAUAUAGAACAAAGUAUGCGGAUCAAGUGAAAAUGAUGAAAGAUCCAGGAUAUUAUUCUUCAAAUUCUUCAACUGGAUCGAUUACCCCGCCAAGUUCACCAUUAGCCGAAUCUUUCAUGGAAUUAAAACUAAAAAGUUCACCACGUGAAGAGAUUUGCAUUGGACUCAAGCCAUCAGAACGUAUAAGUCGCUAUCGGGAAAGAUUACCUUUACAAAAUUCACAAGGACAUAUAGCACGUUCUAAAUGGGAAUUAAUGGCCACCCCAAAACAACCACUUCGUCGACCUAUGAGUCCGCCUUCUUACUUCAUUAGCAAAUAAUAAAUUGGAUAAAAUGACAACGCAGAAUUUUUGGUUUUCUCUAGGAAAACACAAUUGGAAUUCGUUAUCACCGGUAACGAAUUUACAGUUCAUACAUUCGCGUGUUAAUAACUCUUGCUUUGUUCUCCGAUGUUGAGCAUCGGAUGGUUUGAACAAAAGCAAGAGCAUUUAUGUUUAUAUAGUAAAAAAAAAGAGUCGUUUAGAUUUUAAAAUGCAUUAUUCGCAAUCUAUGUAAUGCGAUUUAAAAUAAUUAUGACAUCGUUACUAAAUUAUCCUCAAUAUUUAACUAAAGAUUUAACUUAAAACGUCUGUUUUAUACAAACUUCAGAUAUUAUCAAAAUUUUAACUAUAACAUUAAGACUAUAGGACCCAUAAAAGUACAUUAUUUAUUUAUUUAAUAUAUUUAGUAUGAAUAAAAUUAAAUUAAAUUUAAAUAUUUGACUUACCCUCGCUGGUUUUGAAUCACCCUGGAAUCACGGUGGAAUCACGGUGGAUCCACGGCGGUUACACGGUGGGUUUUUUAUCAUGUUAUCACCAUGAUUCCACGGUGGUUACAUCGUGUAACCACCGUGUAUACACGGUGAUAAAAUGGGAUAAACCCACCCUGUAACCACCCUGGAUCCACCAUUAUUCCACCGUGUUUCCACUCCCAGGGUGUUUCCAGGCUGAUUCCAAACCGCGAGGGAUACUAAAAUUCAGCUGAAAAUAUCGGAAUAGAGCUGUAACGAAAAUACCAAAAAUUAUGAAUAUGUCAUACACGGAGAUAAUUUAUUGUAAAAAUUUAUAGUGCAAGGCCAGUAAAUUAGAUUAACUAGCGACAGUUGUAAUUUUUAUCGUGAUCUCUGUAAAAUGUAUAAAUCUACGGUUCGCUUUUAUAGAUCUUACAUUUUACAGAGAACACUUAUACUUGUUCAGUUGACGUUAAUUAGCUCUAGAUUUACUGGGCUAGCACUGUAAAUUUUAGCGAUAUUUCCUUUGUGUGUAUGGACAUACACAUAUAAUACACGUAUAAGGUAAGGGACCCAGUACCCGAUCAGGGAACUAGUACCCAAUUACUUACGUAUUUGUAUAUUUAUAUUUACUAAAUUUUAUUAAAUAUAGGUAUACAAAUACACAGAGUGAUCGGAUACUAGUUUCCUGAUCGGUUACUGGGUUUUUUACCUUCUAUAUAUUUUGUUUUUAAUAUUCGUCUUUACGAUUUAUAAUAAUUUUAGUCUAAAUUAUAUAUAUAAGAAUAGUUGAAUAAUAGAACACAAGUUUAUUACAAAUCUCUUUACACACAACGCCAAAUUAAAAUUUAACUAACAUUGUUUAUUGAUUUUAUCUAUCAUAAAAGAGUUACAUUAAUAACACAUAAAACAAAAAUUAUUAUGAGAUUAAAAGAAUUUAUAAGAUCUGAAAAUAUUAACAUUUGAAGUUCAUUUUCACUCGUAUUUUGAAAAUGGCUACAAAAACUUUUUAAUUUUUCUAUUAGAAAAAAAAUAAUCGGUAUCAAUAAUUUUUACCAUCUGAAAAUUUUUAAAAAUCUUAAUGAUGAUCAAUAAAAAAUUACAUAUCUUUUACUAUCAGCAAAUAAUUUAUUGCGUUCAAUCAUAACUUAAAAUUAAAUAAACGGAUAAAAAAAAAUGAUUACGAGAUUGAAAACAAUUAUAUGAUUUGAAUAAUAUAUAAAACGAAAAUUACCACGAGAUAACAAAAUUUAUACUAUUUAAAGAUAUUAAUAUUUGACGUUAAUUUUUACUCGUAUUUUGAAAAUGGCUACGAAAACGUUUCAAUUUUUCUAUUAGAAAAAAUAAUAAUUAGUAUCAAUCAUUUUUACCACCUGAAAAUUUUUAAAAAUCUUAAUGGUAGUCAAUGACAUAUUUCCAUGUCUGUUAAAAUCAAAAAAUAAUUUAUUGCGUUUAAUGAUAAUUCAAAAUUAAGUAAAUAAUACAUAAAACGAAAAUUACCACGAGAUUAUAAAAUUUAUACUAUUUAAAAAUAUUAAUAAUUGUCGUUAAUUUUUAUCCGUAUUUUGAAAAUGGCAACAAAAACGUUUCGAUUUUUCAAUUAGAAGAAAUAAUAAUCAGUUUCAAUAAUUUUUACCAUCUGAAAAUUUUUAAAAAUCUUAAUGAUGAUCAAUGAAAUAAUUACAUAUCUUUUACUAUCAGCAAAUAAUUUAUUGCGUUCAAUCAUAACUUAAAAUUAAAUAAACGGAUAAAAAAAAAAUGAUUACGGGAUUGAAAAUAAUUAUAUGAUCUGAAUAAUAUAUAAAACGAAAAUUACCACGAGAUAACAAAAUUUAUACUAUUUAAAGAUAUUAAUAUUUGACGUUAAUUUUUACUCGUAUUUUGAAAAUGGCUACGAAAACGUUUCAAUUUUUCUAUUAUAAAAAAUAAUAAUUAGUAUCAAUCAUUUUUACCACCUGAAAAUUUUAAAAAAUUUUAAUGAUAGUCAAUGACAUAUUUACAUGUCUGUUAAAAUCAAAAAAUAAUUUACUGCGUUUAAUGAUAAUUCAAAAUUAAGUAAACAAUACUUAAAACGAAAAUUACUACGAGAUUAUAAAAUUUAUACUAUUUAAAAAUAUUAAUAAUUGUCGUUAAUUUUUAUCCGUAUUUUGAAAAUGGCAACAAAAACGUUUCGAUUUUUCAAUUAGAAAAAAUAAUAAUCAGUUUCAAUAAUUUUUACCAUCUGAAAAUUUUUAAAAAUCUUAAUGAUGAUCAAUGAAAUAAUUACAUAUCUUUUACUAUCAGCAAAUAAUUUAUUGCGUUCAAUCAUAACUUAAAAUUAAAUAAACGGUUAAAAAAAAAAUGAUUACGAGAUUGAAAAUAUUUAAUUGAUCUAAAAAUAUCAAUAUUUGAAGUUAACUUUUACUCGUAAUUUGAAAACGGGUACAAAGAUGUUUCAAUCUUUCUAUUAGAAAAAAUAAUGAUCAGUGUAAAUUAUUUUUACCACCUGAUAAUUUUUUAAAAUCUUGAUAAUUAUCAGUGAAAUAUUUACAUGUCUUUUAAAAUUAACCAAUAGUUAACUGCGUUCAAUAAUAACUUAAAAUUAAGUAAACGGAUAAAAAAAUGAUUACGAGAUUGAAAAUAAUUAUAUGAUCUGAAUAAUAUAUAAAACGAAAAUUACCACGAGAUAACAAAAUUUAUACUAUUUAAAGAUAUUAAUAUUUGACGUUAAUUUUUACUCGUAUUUUGAAAAUGGCUACGAAAACGUUUCAAUUUUUCUAUUAGAAAAAAUAAUAAUUAGUAUCAAUCAUUUUUACCACCUGAAAAUUUUUAAAAAUUUUAAUGAUAGUCAAUGACAUAUUUACAUGUCGUUCAAAAUCAACAAAUAAUUUACAACGCUCAAUGAUAUGGACUUGAAGAUCGGAACGUUUUUUGCGAAUUAAAAAAAAAAAAAAAAAAAAAAAUGAAAUGAAAAGUAAAAAAUUUACUGGGUCUAGAUUUAUGAAAUGUUUCGCAUAGAUACUAGUAUGACAGCCGAAAAAUGCAACCACCCCCAAUCACUCCUUAAGUCUUCUUUAAGCCGUCAAAUUACAUAAUUUUUUUUUAUUUUCAUUUCGCGAACAACGUUUCGAUCUUCAGAUACAUUAAAUGAUAACUUAACAUUAAGUAAAUAACACAUAAAACAAAAGUUAUUACAAGAUUAAAAAAUUUAUACGAUUUAAAGAUAUAAAUAUUUAACGUUAAUUUUUACUCAUAAUUAUAAAUUGGUUACAAAAACUUAAUUCAUUUUUCUAUUAAAAGAAAGUAAUCGGUAUCAAUAAUGUUUACCAUCUGAAAGUUUCCAUAAAUCUUAAUGACAUUCAAUGGAAUAUUUACUUGUUAUUUAAAAUGAGCAAAUAAUUUACUGCGAUCAAUGACAACAAAAUUAAAUAAAUACAAAGGCCAUUAAUUAAUUUCUUCUUAAAAGAUAUAAAUUGUUGUAACACAAUUACACAUCAGAUAAAUUUAUAAUUUAUAAUAUAAGUAAUCGAUCUCAAUCAUCACUUAAGUGAUAGAUACUAUAGUAUAUGGUUACAUAAAUAAUUAAUCGUAUAAUAAUUACGAAUUACUUAAUACUUUAAAAUGAUGUAUUGCUUGGCGUUCGACAUGAAUUAUUUUUAAUCUAUAGUAAAAAUACAAUUAAUAAUUUAAUGUAUUAUAUUAAUUGUAAGAUAACAAUAUGUAUUUGUCCUAUAAUUGAUAAAUUAAUUAACUAUUUUGUACAACUACUA
Molecule: messenger RNA, 4971 nt
Organism: Microplitis demolitor
Lineage: Eukaryota; Metazoa; Arthropoda; Insecta; Hymenoptera; Braconidae
Exons: 7
Coding region: 258-773 (171 amino acids)
Source: RefSeq, a predicted model, not a curated record